Messenger RNA from Chara braunii, 2082 nucleotides. The record is from the annotation of a GenBank genome assembly. NCBI's taxonomy places the organism in Eukaryota, Viridiplantae, Streptophyta, Charophyceae, Charales, Characeae.
UCCGCCCCCCAAGGAAGCCGACCGGGGAGGAUGGUGGAACGAAAUCACACACCGCCUCCCAUGGUUAAAGGGAUGCGCCUCCCCUGCGAAACCCAUGCAGGCAUUGCUCACCUAUGUCAACCCCGGGGUCACCGAUGCUAUCAAGACGAAAUGGGAUACAGGGCGAUUGCCCCACUUUUUUGAGAUGCUAGGCUUUAGCGACCUUGUUGUCCUUGCGGGCGCCUGGGACCGAGGUCGGCGCGAGUUCGAUGACGAACUGGAGGUUCUUGGCGAGAAGCUAGAGUUGAGAAAAGUUGAGUAUGUUAGAGAGUGCAGGGAGCUCACGGGUAGAUCGACGAAGGUCGAACAGAUCUUUCUCAAGAUCAGGGGGGUGGAUGACUCCCACCUGGAAGGUCGAGUUCCCGAAACCAGGGCAAGCGGUCCUGCUGACACCCAGGGCGGCCAUGCCGCGCUAUGUGGUGACCUUGCGAUUGAGGAAGAGGAGAGAAUGGAGAUGGAGGGCGCGAUAGCGGCCAUAAAGGCCACCACCUUGGAUCCGUCGCCCACCUCCAGCGGAAAAGGCGGCGACACCUUGGAACGCGACCAAUAUACAGCGUUCGUGCCCCUGGCACUCGCUUACAGGGUCGAACACACCUCUACGGCCUUUGGGCACGCGAUUUGGAAGAUGGACACCUUCAACCAUCUCGCACCAAUCUCUGUCCGAGCACUCCAGUUCUUGGGUGGCGUCACGGAAGAGCAGGUGAAGCAGUGUAGGGCGCAGAUCCUUAAAGGGAAACUGAAGUAUUGUGGUAGGGUCAGCCCUCUGGAUCCCCAGGAUCUGAAGUUUCCUCCCAUGUGUGAGCUUGAUCUCGAUAAGUGUGGGGAUACAAACUCUGGUAUGUGGCAGAAGGGCAUCAGGCAGGAAGGAAAACAUGAUCUCAGGACCUUGAGGAAGGGUUGCACCCACGUCAUCACUCUGGACUCCUCUAUCACAGAUAGUCCAUUGCUGCAUAACAUCAUCAAUGAGGGCCUCAAUCACAUCCCCUGCAUGGCACUGGACGUGGAAGAGGCGAUUGCCGAGCUUGGGAAAUUUUUGGACAAAUUGUUUGUGCGGAUUAUGAAGCUGCGUGAUCUCACGGAUUCCACCAGGUCGUUUCUCCGGAGAAUCAUCUUGAAGGGAGCGAAGGGCAAGAUGGAGAGAUACCGAGAAACGCACAGGCAUAUUACUGCUGAGCCGUUCGAGCACCCGGUCGUCAAGCGGGAACUGGCGUUCCUAACAAGUAAGUUCCUCAUCUGUCCGACAGACAAGGCUCCCAACACGCCAGCCUUCGUUUGCAAGAGCUUCAUAGGAAAGUUGGCCUUCCAGAGGUUGUCUGGCCCUGAGUUUGCCAGCAUUCCCAUGCCUCCUGCGGCCGUCGUAUCACUCAUCCGCGGCGAACUCUCUGCCUUUCGGGCACUUCCUGCUACUGCGACCUCGCUCCCCUAUCUGAUGGCGGUACUCAAGGCGCACAAGGGCACCUUCCGAUGGAUCACGAACACCGCAAAUACUGUCAUCUCUCUUGCAGCGGACGUCUGCGCCUGCUUACUGCGUUUUCUUCUCCCGCUAGUACAAGCCUUCUGUCGGGACAGGAGCUUGGAGGUGGAGGAGCAGCAUGGCGUCAGGCCCAACCUCUGGUGGACCAUUUCUUCAGUGGGCGAAUUCUAUGCCAAUCUACCAAGAAAGGUCUAUUCCGUUUUCACGGCCGACAUCACCCGGUGCUUCGAAACGAUCUUGACGGACAGCUCGGAGGACAAUCUCACGGCCGCGGUCAGAUUCUACGUGCAGUGUGCUAUGCAGGUGAGAAGGGAGAGGAGCUCCAACCACGCGAUUUUGAUCAGAUUCGGGGAAGGGGGCGGUUUGAGACCAACAUGGGUGGAUGUUGAACAGCCGAAGGAGAUGGGCUCAUUACUAUUGAAGGAAGGGGACAUCUGCUGGCUCUCAGAAUGGUGCAUUGCUAACAACAUAUUAUGCAUGGGAGAAUACGUAUGAAGGCAGGAGCAUUACCAUGGGGUUGGCAUGCUUCCCGAUCUGGUGCGAUAUUUACUUCUUUAAGUAUGAGUAUC